Xyrauchen texanus (razorback sucker) is the source of this 1026-nucleotide messenger RNA. Its product is annotated as apolipoprotein L3-like. Gene Ontology annotation, molecular function: lipid binding. The record is from RefSeq and is a predicted model, not a curated record. Gene Ontology annotation, biological process: lipid transport; lipoprotein metabolic process. Gene Ontology annotation, cellular component: extracellular region; membrane. Bases 1 to 1026 code for a protein of 341 amino acids. NCBI's taxonomy places the organism in Eukaryota, Metazoa, Chordata, Actinopteri, Cypriniformes, Catostomidae. The transcript is spliced from 5 exons.
AUGACAGAAGUUCUGGUGUGCAGUGAAGGCAACACUCUAGAUAGUGAGGAUGAUGAAGAUGGUUUGCUGGCUUGGUGGAGAACUGUGGAAGGUUGGGGAGAAUGGAAUGAGUCAACACAGUUUAAUGAGAAAGAUGGAGAAGAAGCAAUAGAAGCAGCAGUUAACAGGGUCUUCAUGGCUACCAAACUCUUCGUUUAUCUGCUCAACCAGCGGGAGGUGUCGCUACAGCAGCGGAUACUUGAUUUAUUAGCAUUAGCCGAUGCGGCAGACAACUUCCACAAGAAAACAGUAACUGCUAGCGUUGGAGGCGGGGUGGCCAGUGUAGCCGGAAGUAUCACCACCAUCACUGGCCUGGUGAUGGCGCCCUUUACCUUUGGGACAUCUCUUAUUGUAACGGCAAUGGGCAUUGGUGCUGCAACUGCAGGUGGAGUGGCAUCUGUGUCCGCAAAUAUCACAGACAUUGUUCACUCCAACUCAGACAGGAAGAAGGUGGAGAAGAUGAUCCAAGACUACCAGCAUGAAAUGAAAGAUAUUAAAGAAAGCCUGGACUUUAUCCAGGCUGGUAUGGAGACUCUGAAAGAGUGGAACUUUGAGCGGUACAUGGACAGCAUCUCCAAAAGGGCUCUUAACCAGAACAUGAAGCAUGUUUUAAAAGAGGGUGACCGGAAUGGGAAAGCUCUCCUCAUCAACUUUGAAAAUCUCAUCAACACAGUCCAGGUCCUCAGUGCAGCGGGAGGUGCAGCCAAAGCUGCCCAGGUCAUAAGCGUCACCACAGGCAUCAUGUCAGGACUUUUCUUGGCCCUGGAUGUCUUCUUUCUGGCUAAGGGAUCACUGGAGUUACAGAAGGGGGCCAAGACAGAGUUUGCGAACAAGAUCAGAGAGGUUUGCAAGAAGCUCCGGGAAGGAAUGAAGGAACUGAACUGCAUCAAGCAACAGCUGCAGAAAACAAUGGAUGGUGUUGAGAUGGACGAUGAAGUUGAUGGUGGUGAUGUGGAAGACAAUCAGCAGGAAGAGGAAGGAUAUUAA